CGCGGGAACUAAAAAUUUGUAAACAUUGUAUACAUCAGGAAGGCAGUCUUGGUGAAAUUUUAUCCUUUUAGCGUGAUCUGGCAGCAUAUUUCGCACAAAAUGCAAAUACCUUUUAAGAUCGCCAGGAAGGAAGGCACACCGGAGUGGAUCAUCCUGGAGUUACAAGGAGAUUUAGAGUCUCGCACUAAUGAAGAAAUGGCUUCGAAGUUCAUUGGUGAUCUGCAUUUUACCAAAGAGGGCACUCCUAUCCUUAUUAUCGGUCACCACAUCAUGUAUGGAAAAAUUCAGGACCUAGAUAAGCCCUACGCUCUAAUGCAUAAGAAGAAGCUAAGCACCGGUAUCGAGCAAAUGGACGUUGACGACACAGAAAGCCAAGAGACUGCAUCAUCGACUGCAGGAGUGGAAUACCUCAUACAAGCUGUUAUCCGUAAAAAAAUCCUGUUCAAAAGCAGGCCGAAGCCAAUCAUUGCUGUGCAAAGUGCUAAUGUUUCGUAGUGUUUUGUUGUAGCAUUGUAUAUUAAGAUAGUUAUAAAAAUAUAUUUGAUUGUGCA
This is a messenger RNA of Penaeus indicus, 551 nucleotides long. Its product is annotated as chromosome transmission fidelity protein 8 homolog. The coding region runs from base 100 to 495 and encodes 131 amino acids. Gene Ontology annotation, biological process: mitotic sister chromatid cohesion. NCBI's taxonomy places the organism in Eukaryota, Metazoa, Arthropoda, Malacostraca, Decapoda, Penaeidae. The record is from RefSeq and is a predicted model, not a curated record. Gene Ontology annotation, cellular component: Ctf18 RFC-like complex. The transcript has 3 exons.